AUGAAGAGAGACAAUAAAAGGUCGCUGCUGGAGGAGGGCAGUAUCAUGGCGAGCCUUAACCACGAGCGUGUGGUCAAGUUGCUCGGUGUCAUUAUGGAGGAUGGAGACUGCUCUCUAGUUAUGGAACUCCUCCCCAGAGGAAACUUGUUGGUCAUGCUGGAAACGGUCAGUGUUCCAGUGUCCGUCAAAGGAAGGAUCAUCUUAGAGAUUUUGGAGGGGAUGGUGUACCUCACAGAGAGACAGGUCAUCCACAAGGACAUCAAGCCGGAAAACAUUUUAGUAGAUAAGGAUUUUCACAUCAAGAUUGCUGAUCUCGGCCUGGCCACCUGCCAGACUUGGAGCAAGCUCACAAAGCAGGAGUCUCGCAGGAGGAGUCAUACGGGUCCGUCAGCUGGGCUGAGAGGAGCUGGCACGCUAUGCUACAUGGCGCCGGAGCACCUGAGAAGUAUCCAUACACCCUCCACGGAGAAAUCUGACGUGUACAGCUUUGCCAUCGUGGUUUGGGUCAUUCUCACGGGGCAAGAACCAUAUGCGAAUGCCAGGAGUGAAGAGCACGUGAGCCAGUGUGUUUGCAAAGGUGAUCGACCAGCAGAGCACCUCAUUCCAGAGGACACGCCUGCAGAGAUUAUUCAGCUUAUGAAGAGAUGCUGGGAUCCCGAUCCUCAACAAAGACCAAUAUUUAAAGAGGCCUACAACUCUUUUCUUCCUUUCUACAUGGAAACACUUGAACAACAUGUAGAGGAAGACAUAUGCAAGCUAAAGCUACAAUAUGAAGGCCCAGAUGAACUUAUUGAAAAGAUGAAAUCAUUAUCAAUGACCUGUGAAUGUAGUUUGAUGAGUGAACAUGAUCGUCCAGCUCCUUUGGUGAGUUCAGAAAAAGCUGUAUCUAUGCCAGUUGAAGCCAGUAUUGAGGACCUGCAUGACAUCCAAUAUGAACCAUGUGAAGAUUCUCUUCAGACAGAUGCAAAAGUUUUGAGCAGCCCUUCAGAGCUGGAGGAGAAACUGGACCGGGAGCUUCAGUACCACAAACACGGCAGCUAUUUUUGUGGCGCCCAGCCCGAAGCUGCCAACUGCUUUCAUAAAAAUACCUCAAAUCUUCUCUUUCCAAACUGUUGCAGUGUCACAGAUAACACUGUGAGGCAGCCAGUCCAGGAAAUGUCAUUUGUCCAUUCCGGGACAAAAGGAGAACCAGUUCAGAUCAUCAGCCAGGAGGAUGCAUGGCAUCGCCCCACCUCAGGACUUUAUGAGUCCAUGGCUUCCUCCUUGCCUAACCAGCCUCAUUUGCCCAUAUCUGCCACCACCUCUUCUCCUUCUCAUUUUAAUCAGCAUCAUCCACACACACACUAUGACCGACAGCGGUCUUGGCCCAUGUGCCCUGUGUCUGACACCGCUGCCCCUGACAUAACCCCUGGGCGUCUUUUGACCUCUACAACCUGUGGUUCCCUGCAAGAUUCAGGAUCUCUCUUCAUUCAGAAUGCCAGCGGGAUCCAGAUUGGAAGCAACAAUACGAUGAGUAUCAGAGGUUGCGAGGCUUCUGCAAAAUCAUCAUCUCCAUUUACUAACACCUCCCAAAUACAAGAAGGCAUUAUUAAAUUUGGUCAGCUUUUGAGGAGGAGUCCAGAACGACGUCUCGGAGCAGGAGAGAAGGAUGCAGAGGAAGUAAAGAAACAUCCUUUCUUCAAGUACAUGGAGUGGGAUGAUCUGUUGGCCAAGAAGGUGAAGCCGCCAUUUGUGCCCACCAUCCAGGGCGCCAACGACGUCAGCAACUUUGACGACGAAUUUACCUCAGAGGCUCCAAUUUUAACCCCCCCGAGGGAACCCCGAAUGCUGAACUCAGAGGAGCAGAACCAGUUUUCUGACUUUGAUUACAUUGCUGACUGGUGGAAUGCUGCUGCCACCCGCCAUAGAAAGACGAAGGCAGACGACGUCUGCAUGUUCAUGUCCGUCUGUUAG
Nematolebias whitei (Rio pearlfish) is the source of this 1953-nucleotide messenger RNA. RefSeq names its product receptor (TNFRSF)-interacting serine-threonine kinase 1, like (gene ripk1l). Bases 1 to 1953 code for a protein of 650 amino acids. The transcript is spliced from 13 exons. The record is from RefSeq and is a predicted model, not a curated record. Gene Ontology annotation, molecular function: protein serine/threonine kinase activity; ATP binding. NCBI's taxonomy places the organism in Eukaryota, Metazoa, Chordata, Actinopteri, Cyprinodontiformes, Rivulidae. Gene Ontology annotation, biological process: protein phosphorylation.